CCCCUACUUAAAAUCCACCUGCCACUUGGAGAGGAAAGUAGUUGAGUAGUUGUAGUUGGAUUACAACAUGGCAGGGUUCUAUUCUAGUGAGAAGAUGACAGGCCUGUUCGCCUAUGAAAGCUCCGAUUUGGACUGGUGUGAGGAUAACUACAGGCACUCUGAAAACAUAGUGGAGUACUUCAACACUAUGAGCAGCCUGUUCUUCUUCGUGAUCUCCCCCAUCAUGCUGUACCUGCUGCACCCCUACGCCAGGGAGAGGAACCUAGCGGUACACCUGGUCUGGACCAUGAUGAUCUUUGUGGGUCUCUUCUCUGCCUACUUCCACAUGACCCUGAGCUUCAUGGGCCAGAUGCUGGAUGAGCUGUCCAUCCUGUGGGUCCUGGGGCUCUGCUAUGGUCUCUGGUUUCCACGGAGGCUCUUCCCCUCCUUCAUCAAGGACAGGACAACUUUUUCCCGGCUGGUCAUGAUGAUAACUGUUGUCACCACCCUAUGCUCCUUUGUCAAACCCACUGCCAAUGCCUACCUCCUCAACUGCUUUGCCCUCCACAUCAUCUACUCAUUGGGUCUGGAGAUGAGGAUCUGUACUGACCCGAAGGUGCUGCGGUUAUGCUGGUCUGCUGUUGGCCUGUGGGUGCUGGCCAUCUCCUGCUGGAUCAGUGAUCGUUUCGGAUGCAGCUUCUGGCAAAAGCUUAAUUUCUGUUACCUGCAUGGCAUCUGGCACAUUCUGAUUGUGAUGGCUGUAGCCUACGCAAGCACCCUGAUAGCCUACCUGGAUGCCAACUAUGAGAUACCCUCCUCCCUGCCAAGCCUUCAGUACUGGCCCAAUGACAACUGGGUCCUGGGGUUGCCUUACAUUGUUCUGAAAGGAACCACCAAGACUCAGAAAAUAUUCUAAAGAACAUUCAACUUCUGCAAGAGAUAACUUGAAGGCUUUGGUGAUGAAAUGUGGUCUAUAGUGCCAUGCAGAGAAAGUGUAAAAUGCAGUGCCUUUCUUUGUACUUAGCAGUGACUCAGUUUGAGAAAUGGCUGCAAUCCAGUGGUUUGCUUCUAAUUUUAUAUGAUAAUAGAAUCAAUGCCACUCAGGUCAUUAAUGUGUGUAUGUUUGUAUGCAUUUUGUGUGAAUUUUGAUAAAUUCACCCAUCUGUUAUUUGCAUUCAUACAAAUGUAGGAUCUUAAUUUGAUCAAUAUUGUUUUUUGCUGAGAUUUUCCUGCAUUGCAGGAAAUGCAGAUGAGCUUCUUGGUUCACAUAAAUUCACUGAAAACCAACGGUUAUAUUAACAGUAUUUUGAUUUUCAUGUAGCAUACUUUUGGCCAGCAUAAUAGCCUAACCACCGAUCAAGCAACAUUAUGGACUAAACGUUAAAAUCCUAUUACUGCAGGAUUAUUUUGCUGUUACAAUAUAGGUCAAAUUAAGAUCCUACAUCUGUAUGUGCAAGGAUAUUCUCUGCACAUGGUGAUUGUAAAAAAAAAACAUGUUUUUAUAUUUAGCUGUGUUUUGGUAUGAUUACAUGCUUGUCUUUAUAGUGACGAGUACUGAGAUACUUUCAACAAAAAAGACAGCUUUGUUUAAAUGUGGGGCUGAAUCACAACCACAUUUCAGGGGGCUUGUAGAGUUUGUUUACAUAACCUACACCCUUUUCAGGGAUAAAUAUCACAUUGUGUGUGAACUGAACUAAACUAAGUCAUUUUAUAACAUACAUGUAUUAAUUUAAUCUCUCUCAGGUUUUUCAAAUAGUAUUACAAUGUUAUUACAGAAACUGUUAGGAACAUGUCAAGUUUUGUUAUGUGUGGGGUUCUACCUCUAUGAGAGCAAUUACAUUUUUAUAUGAAUAAGAUUAACAGUUUGUGCAUUACUGAAAUAAAUGCACUGACGAAUUUGAGACAUUUAACAGAAUGUAGUUCUCUCUUUUGAUUGAAAAAAAGAAAAGUUCCUAUGAACAACGUGCAGGGUAGCCUAGUGGUUAGAGCAUUGGACUAGUAACCGAAAGGUUGCAAAAAAAUGACUUGUGUCAUGCACAAAGUAGAUGUCCUAACUGACUUGCCAAAACUAUAGUUUGUUUACAAGAAUUUUGUGGCGUGGUUGAAAAACAAGUUUUAAUGACUCCAACCUAAGUGUAUGUAAACUUACAACAUCAACUGUAUAUAUAUAUUUUUUAUCUACCUAUUUUUACUGCUGUGUUUUGUAUUAGAAUCCUUACUAAAAUAACACAUAUUUGGAAACCCACCAGAACUCCCUCCUAAAGAUGUUAAAUAAUUUGGUACAUUGUACACAUGUUUUCAAAUUCCUAUCUGGUCUGACACAAAGAAAUUGGCAUGAACAUGAUAUUCAUAAACUGUCAGAGGCAACAGUGACAUCUCGUGUACAGACUAACCAUUGGGCAAAAACUGGUUGAAUUAACAUUGUUUCCACAUGAUGUUGAAUCAAUGUGGAAACUGAUUGGUUUUGCAAAAAGUAAUCCAUGUAAGGGCAUUUUGUACUUUUUUUUUUUUACCCAACUGUUAACCUAGAUCCAAUGGCAUAGUGACAUUUUGUGUUGAUUUCAAGUUGAAUUCAUGUUAGUUGACAACUCAACCGAAUGUAAAUCUAAACUAGACGUUAAACUGAUGUCUGUGUCCAGUGGGUACAGUAUUUCUAAAAUGUUAUUUUGUAAGCUCUGUAAAGUUGUAAAUAUGUAACAACCAUUGACUUACAUAUGGCUAACAACAACCCCUAUGAAUGAGCUACACUGAGUGUACAAAACAUUAGGAACACCUUCCUAAUUUUGCAUUGCACCACCUUUCGACCUCAGAACAGCCUAAAUUCGUCGGGGCAUGGAUUCUUCAAGGUGUCAAAAGCGAUCCACAGGGAUGCUGAACCAUGUUGACUCCAAUGCUUCCCACAGUUGUGUCAAGUUGGCUGG
Messenger RNA from Oncorhynchus mykiss (rainbow trout), 2900 nucleotides. It is a transcript of the gene acer1, whose product is annotated as alkaline ceramidase 1. Gene Ontology annotation, cellular component: membrane; endoplasmic reticulum. The record is from RefSeq and is a predicted model, not a curated record. Lineage: Eukaryota; Metazoa; Chordata; Actinopteri; Salmoniformes; Salmonidae. Gene Ontology annotation, molecular function: N-acylsphingosine amidohydrolase activity. Gene Ontology annotation, biological process: sphingosine biosynthetic process; ceramide catabolic process.